Molecule: messenger RNA, 2757 nt
Organism: Hibiscus syriacus
Lineage: Eukaryota; Viridiplantae; Streptophyta; Magnoliopsida; Malvales; Malvaceae
Exons: 7
Coding region: 1-2757 (918 amino acids)
Molecular function (GO): nucleic acid binding; RNA-DNA hybrid ribonuclease activity
Source: RefSeq, a predicted model, not a curated record
AUGGAUGUCGAGCUUCACAGUUUCACAUGUAACUCGGUUUUUAUGUCAUUUCGGGUUUACCGUGAUUGUGACCGUCGCAGGCGCUAUUGCAGACAGUUAGUGCUGCAACUCAAAGAAAAUGUAAAGAAAAAAGGAGAGAGGCCAUUCAGAUACAUUGCGGCAUGGCAACAACAUCCGAACUUUCAAGAGUUAUUGGGAACAGUUUGGGAUAAGGAUAUGGAUCUUGAACAUAAUCUUAGUGAGUUUAAAAAGAAGGUAACAAUAUGGAACAAAGAAACCUUCGGUCACAUCGGAAAAAAGAAAAAGAACCUCUUGGUACGAAUCAGAGGAAUUUGGAGGGCACUAGAAACCAGGCAUUCAGAGUUCCUUAAUAACCUUGUUGUUGAGCUACUCACAGAACUUGAUAUAGUCCUCGAACAAGAAGAGAGCCUAUGGCGGCAGAAGGCAUGCUCACAAUGGGUCACACAGGGGGACAGGAACACAAAAUACUUCCAUGCUUCAACUUUAUCCCGACGACAAACAAACAAUAUCGCUGCACUUAAACAGAAGGACAAUAGUUGGUGCACGAACGAAACUGAACUAGCAUUGUUGGCAAGGGAUUUUUUCCAAAAGCUUUUCUCAUCGUCAACCAAUGGUCACCACUCAUGGAAUAUAAGGGGCUGUUUUCCAAAACUAGAAGCAGGUGAAUUAGAAAAGCUCAUUGAACCGGUUACUAACGAAGAAAUUAAAAAAGCAUUUUUCGGCAUGGGGCCACUUAAAGCGCCAGGUAUAGACGGGGAACAUGCAGCGUUUUAUCAGAAAAAAUGGAGCGUAGUAGGAGAGUCAGUCUGUGCCUGUAUUCAAAAGAAUUUUGCCCAAGGGUCUAUACCAGCAGACUGGAACCAAACACUUUCAGUGCUAAUACCGAAAAUCACAACUCGUAAACUUAUAACGCAAUUUCAACCAAUUAGCCUAUGCACGGUGAUUUAUAAGGCGAUCAUUAAAAUUAUCGCAAACAGAUUAAAGCACUUAAUGCCGAUGUGGAUAUCUGAAAACCAAACAAGCUUCGUACCUUGGCGCUCUAUCACGGAUAACAUAAUUAUCACUCAAGAUGUCAUUCAUUCAUUGAGGAAAAAGAAAGGAAUAAAAGGUUGGAUGGCAAUCAAGAUCGACUUGGAAAAAGCGUACGAUCGACUCGAAUGGAGUUUUAUUGAUGAUAUGCUUAGUGACCUAGGGAUACCGGACUCUCUAUGCCAGCUUACAAUGAAUUCUGUCACGCCAGUAUCCACACAGAUUCUUUGGAAUGGAUCAUUGAUAGAGACGUUCAAACCUACAAGAGAUGACAUGUUACUUUUUGCCGAGGCAUCCGUUGACCAAAUGCACGUAAUCCGAGCGACUUUGGAUGAAUUCUGUGAAGUUUCCGGGCAUAAAGUGAACCAUGGGAAAACUAAUAUCUUCUUCUCAAAGAAUGUACCAACAGACCUAAGGAACCGAUUUAGUUUAUCAUUUGGUUUCAAAGAGGUAAAAGAUCUUGGCAGGACACAUUACACUGGUCAAAGCAGAACUAGAAGCAAUCCCUCUGUACACAAUGCAAACGGAAAUUCUGCCCAAAAAAAAACAUGUGAGGAAUUAGAGAGAAUUACAAGGAGGUUCAUCUGGGGUAUCACCUCCGAGAGAGGUGGUGUUCACUUAGUCAAAUGGAAGGACGUCUGCCAUCCAAUUUCACAUGGGGGGCUCGGAUUAAGGAAUCUGAAGAAUCUGAAGGCACAAAAUGAAGCUUUUAUUAUGAAGUUAGCAUUCAAUCUCAUCGCCAAACCGGAAGCAUUAUGGGUAAGGUUUUUACGAGCCAAAUACAAAUGCAAAGAGCAGGUACCUACCUCACUACGCAGUACCAAUUGCUCGAGAGUGUGGAAGGGAUUGAGUAUUGUCUGGAAUGAUGUACAACAAAAUAUCCAAUGGUUUGUGGGUAACGACACUAAAACUGACUUCUGGCACGAUAAUUGGAUCAAUGCUACAGGUCCGUUAUUUAGACAUAUACCACCCGCCACUGCUGUGUCCAUAGAAAGGAGAACGGUUGCCAGAACAGAUGCAGUAGGAUGGAGGGAUCGAACAGACACUCAAUUUACCAUCCAGUCAGCUUACAAGACAAGGUUAGGGCAAGUAGAAGAAACUAAUGAGAAGAUACUAAUCAAACCAGAUAAACUUCAAGAGUUUCUAUCAUUGGAACUUAAAUAUUGGAUUGAAUUGAACUUAACUCGUAGUAGUUAUUUUGCAAAGGAAAGCAGUGAAUGGGAGCUUUUGUUUGGAGCAGUGUGUUGCAAUCUAUGGAUGGAACGUAACUCAGUCACAUUUAACAAUCCAAUGGAAGAUACACGAUCAAUGUUGGAGCGAAGCAAACAUUUACAAAUGAUGACUUGUAAAGCACGAGAAGGAAGCAUAAGCCAAUCAAUACAAGACUCGAAUGGGGUACAAGAAUCAAUUCAGUGGAUUUCACCGGAUGUGGAAUGCUGCAAACUAAAUAAGGAUGGUGUAAGAAGCCCGAACGAUGGCAUUGCGUCAUGUGGAGGGGUAAUGCGCGACUCAAACGGACUCUCUUGCGCUUGGGACUUUGGAUUACGUAAGAUUAUGCUAGAAGUGGAUUCAAUGGAUGCUUUUCGACUACUACAAGGAGACAAGAUGAACCGAGGAAGCUCUUAUCUAUUACAGCACAUAUACAAGCUGCUUAGACGUAAUUGGACUGACAAAGUUCAGCAUAAAGACGAAAGGGAAACAGAUUAG